This is a messenger RNA of Pistacia vera, 732 nucleotides long. RefSeq names its product peptide methionine sulfoxide reductase B5-like. Bases 76 to 501 code for a protein of 141 amino acids. Lineage: Eukaryota; Viridiplantae; Streptophyta; Magnoliopsida; Sapindales; Anacardiaceae. The record is from RefSeq and is a predicted model, not a curated record. Gene Ontology annotation, molecular function: peptide-methionine (R)-S-oxide reductase activity. Gene Ontology annotation, biological process: response to oxidative stress; protein repair. The transcript has 4 exons.
UAGAUUCCGUCUACGUUCAUUUUCCAAGGAAUCUAUAAAAUCGUGUACUGAAUUUACUGAUAGUUACGGGUAACCAUGGCUGGAGCUGGUUCUGGUUCUGUGCAGAAAUCGGAGGAAGAAUGGCGGGCUAUCCUCUCCCCGGAGCAGUUCAGGAUUAUGCGCCAGAAAGGAACCGAGCUGCGAGGAACAGGCGAGUAUGACAAGUUCUUUGCUGAUGGGGUUUAUAAUUGUGCGGGUUGCGGAACACCGCUCUACAAGUCUGGUACUAAAUUCGACUCUGGCUGUGGCUGGCCUGCUUUCUUUGAGGGUCUUCCUGGAACCAUUAAUCGCUCUCCUGAUCCUGAUGGGAGGAGAACUGAGAUUACAUGUGCGGCCUGUGGAGGGCACUUGGGUCAUGUUUUUAAAGGCGAGGGGUUCAAAACACCAACAGAUGAACGCCAUUGUGUCAACAGUGUUUCUAUUAAAUUUGUUCCUGCGGAUUCCUCUGCUUCUUCUCUAUGAAGUUGAUUUGAUAGAGGUUAUGUAUUAUUAGUUAAUAAUGUUGAUAACCAAAAUGAUGAGAAUAUUGAAUAAAAUGACUAUUGUAAGCUUGAUUGCAACAUUUAGCUCAAAUGAUCAAGACAUGGUAUGUUUUGAAUUUCUAAAGCUAGGCCGCAAUGUUGUUGGCCUGAGCCACAAUGAAUUUGUAAUUUGAUUCCUCUAGUUAAGUGGCUUCUAUUGGCAAUGUUAUCU